GAGGCGGGGGGCUCCGUCUGGGAGGGGUGGCUGGGCCCAGGCCGAGCCUGCGUGAGGGUGACGGGGCAGGGCCUUGCUCCGCAUGAGCGCGGAUGCGCUUUGGCUUAACUUUAAAUACAGCCUCCUCGCCACCGAGCAGCCUUGCAGGUGUCGUGCUACUUGCAGGUUAGGUUUCAGUGAGUUAAAGCACGCGUUCCUCUAGAAGUCACGCCAAGUUUUCCUCACAAACACCAUUGGAAAAACACUUAACUUUCGUAUUAAGUUGGGGAAGGCUUACAUCACUUGCAUCUGACGUGUGUGCUGUACGAGUUAAUGCUGCCUCCCUUGGUGUUGCUUUGGAGUAUUAAUACUCGUUGUUAUGUUUUUACAGUGUAGUAAUGAUAGUGAAGAAGAUAUGUUUGGCGACUAUGACGGCUUUUGUGGAAAUGAUUCUUUGCUAGCUCAGGAUGAUGACAGAGAGCACAAAUACCUGCAGGAUAAAAAUACGGAUAUUAAAGCAGCUGGAGAAAUCGUACUUGGGAAGCUUCAGUCAGGAAUUCACCAGAAAAAACAAGAUAACUUUUCUACUUCAGAAAAUAUGGUUGUCCUUAAAGCUGGCAAAGAGGAUGCUUUCCAAGUGAAUGAAACUGACCUGGUGGAUAGCAAUCAAGAAUCUACUGAAUCUAUUUUAGAUGAAUUGCCAUCAUCACAACUUCUGUAUUUUGAGAAAAUGCGUGAACUUUCUUCUGGUUCUAGAGUAUCUCCAGUCUCAGAAAGGAGGAAUAAACUUGUGAAUUCUUCCUCGGACAAAACCAAGAGUUCAUCGUCUUUUAGUCCUGAUGCUGAAAACAGGAACAGACCUACUGACUUUUCCUCAGACUCUAAGUGUGAUUUAUUGAAAACUGAGAGUCUUAAAGAUCAUCUGAAAAGUGCUAUGACUGGAAAUGCCAAAGCCCAGACUCUCCAGGUCUCCAAGACCAAGCAGCUUAAAGAAGCUGUUUUAUCUGAAGAGAUUUCUGUUGCUAGGAAAACUAUUGAAUCUUCUUCUGUUGAUAUAGGCCCUUUUUAUGGGUUACCUAGCAAAGUUAAAGAUCUAUUCAGACAAUUUCGAGGGAUUGAAACACUUUAUGAAUGGCAGCAUGAUUGCUUAAUGUUAGAAUCUCUGCAGCAAAGAAAGAAUUUAAUAUACUCAUUGCCAACCAGUGGUGGAAAAACACUUGUAGCUGAAAUUAUAAUUCUCCAAGAAUUACUCUGCAGGCAGAAAGAUGUUCUGAUGAUCCUGCCAUAUGUUGCCAUUGUCCAAGAAAAGGUUAGGGGUUUAUCAAGUUUUGGGAUAGAAUUGGGUUUCCUGGUUGAAGAAUACGCAGGAAGUAAAGGAAGAUUUCCACCAAUCAAGAGGAGAAUAAAAAAGUCUCUUUAUAUUGCUACUAUAGAAAAAGGACAUGCUCUAGUGAAUUCCUUAAUUGAAACAGAAAGAAUUGAUGAGCUCGGUCUUGUUGUAGUAGAUGAGUUGCAUAUGCUUGGUGAGGGAAGUCGUGGAGCAACACUGGAAAUUACUCUUGCAAAAAUUCUUUACAGUAGCAAAAACACACAAAUCAUUGGAAUGAGCGCGACUUUAAAUAAUGUUGGAGACCUGCAGAAGUUCCUGCAAGCGGAGUACUAUACUAAUAAUUUUAGACCGGUAGAAUUAAAAGAAUACAUAAAGAUAAAAGACACCAUUUACGCAGUUGACAACAAAACAGAAAAUGGCUUUACUUUUUCACGUCUCCUUAAUUUCAAGUAUUCUAGUAAUCUGGAGAAAGCAGAUCCUGACCACAUCAUUGCACUGGUUACUGAAGUUAUUCCUAAAUAUUCCUGCCUAAUCUUUUGUCCCACUAAAAAGAACUGUGAAAAUGUGGCUUCAAUGGUGUGCAAGUACCUCAAGAAAGAAUUUAGAGCUCACAGGGAGAAAGAGAAACAAGAUCUCAUCAAGAACCUAAUGAAUAUUGGAAAUGGAAGUGUCUGUCCUGUUCUGAAGCAAACAAUCCCUUUUGGUAUUGCCUAUCACCAUAGUGGCCUUACAAAUGAUGAAAGAAAAAGUAUAGAGGAAGCAUAUUCUACAGGAGUCCUGUGUCUACUUGCUUGCACAGCUACUUUAGCUGCUGGAGUCAACCUGCCAGCUAGAAGGGUUAUUCUCAGAGCUCCUUAUGUUGCUAAUGACUUCCUGAAGAAGAACCAGUAUAAACAAAUGAUUGGAAGAGCUGGUCGAGCUGGUAUUGACAGUGCUGGAGAAAGUAUUCUCAUAGUGCAAGAAAAAGACAAACACUUGGUUCAGGAUUUAGUUAACAGUCCUUUGGAGAAUUGUUACAGCAAUCUUCUGCUGGAGUUGACCAAGGGAAUGCAGAGCCUGUUGUUAUCUUUGGUUGGACUGAAGAUAGCAACUACCUAUGAAGAAGUUGAUAAUUUUGUGCACAGUACAUUGCUGGGUGUUCAGCAGCAGCUGCUGUCUAAGGAGAAGAGCCUCUCAGAGAUAAUUAAAGAUGGGCUAGAAAAUCUAAUAGAAAAAGGACUCCUAAAAGGAAGAAUAUCUGAGAAGGACCACAAUUCCAAGUGUACACUAACAAUCACACCGUUGGGUAAAGCUACAUAUAAAGGAUCUAUAGACUUGGCAUACUGCAAUCUUCUUUACAGAGAAUUGAAGAAAGGUUUGGAAGGGCUGAUUCUUGAGAGCAAUCUUCAUCUGCUGUAUCUGGCAACUCCAUAUGAUAUGACUUCUAACUGUAGCCCAGAUUGGAUGAUAUACUUGAGACAGUUCAACCAGCUAAGCGCAGCAGAGCAAAAAGUAACAGAUAUUGUGGGAGUACCUGAAAGCUUUAUUACAAAAAAGGCUUCUGGUCAAGCCAUCAGAAAGAAUGUGGACAGUGCUGUGGUAAACAGGCUCUACCUGACAUUUGUCCUUUAUACCCUACUGAAAGAGACCAAUAUAUGGAGCGUUUCAGAGAAAUUUAACAUGUCCCGAGGAUAUGUGCAAAAUCUCCUUAAUUCUGCUGCUUCAUUUGCCUCCUGUGUUCUACAUUUCUGUGAGGAAUUGGAAGAAUUCUGGGUUUAUAAAGCCUUGCUGACAGAACUUACCAAGCAGUUGACCUACUGUGUUAAGACAGAACUCAUCCCUCUCAUGGAGGUGGCAGGGGUUCUAGAGGCACGAGCGAAACAGCUUUAUAAUGCAGGAUACAAAACUUUAGCACACUUGGCUAACGCAAAUCCAGAAACUCUGGUCAAGACAAUUGAGCACUUGUCACGACGUCAAGCCAAACAAAUUGUUUCAUCUGCAAAGAGGGGAAGCAAAGGGCAAAAAUGUUUGACAGCUGGUCUGAUGAAAUGCAGACAUUAAAUGACUGCCUUGAUCUCUGUGCUGGAGUCAUCAUAGCUGAAAAUGCUCAAUUCUGCCAGUACCUCAGGACUUACAGAAAUGCUAAUGGUAGUUGUGAUAAAAGAACAGAAUUUUCAGGACUGUAGAAAUGGAAACCAACAAGGUAUAGUGUUAACCUCUCCUAUUUAGGUUGCUUUUAUCAUGCCUGGUUAUUCUUUCCUUUCUAAUUGUUUUCUGUUUUGAAUAUGCGUCGUUAGAAAGGCCUUCACUUAAUAUCUGCCUCUAAGGCACGCAUAAAUAAUCCAGGGGAAUGGAUCUGUAACAAACAUUGAGUUGUGCUUAGACAAAGAAAUACAGGAAGUAUUUGUCAAGGGACAGUAUUUUCUCUCCUCCAUCUCCAUUAAUAAUAAUCUGCUGUUGCAAUGGCAUUGGCUUCAUGUUUGAUUCUGCUAAAAUAGCAAGCUUUUGGUAAAGUAAGGGAAUGCCUAGAACAAAUGAGUGGGUGGCUGGCGUAAAAAUGACGCAGUCAGUAACAGUCUUGGUUUGUAUAUUCUCAUGGAGUAAAAGUACUAACUUUGGGGUUUAUGCACUUAAAAAAGGUCAUGGCCAUUUAACAUUAUUGUAGGCUCCUUACUGUAGUUUUUCGCUGCUGUGGGAGCCAAAAGAAAGGGAUGUAUGCAGAUCCCCCAUCUACAUCAGUGCCAAAUCCAGCAGUCUCGCUUACUCCCAUGCUCAGACAUUAAACUGAUGGAGUUUUCUCUAACUGGGAACUUAGAAGAGUGCUUGGAUGUGUUACGCUACAUAUGCUGCUGGGGGGACUGUUAUGCUCGCCACUGCCAGCAACAAACAGUUCAGGGCAGUGGAUUAAACAGUUGCUAAUAUUGGGGGUCCUAUAUGUCUGAUGUAAAAUGCUGUAGUAAGAAAUUUUGCAUAAAGCAAGACAUUGGCAACUUGGCAGGCACAACCAACAAAUGUUUAUUCCAACAUGGAAAAAAAAUGUUUAAGGUUAAAAAUGGUCUUGUGAACAGUUCUAGACAAAAAUGUUUGUUCUGUACAAUUUUGUGUGUUGUGUGAUGGCAGAACUGAGGAAACCAGCUGCGUACUGUAUGAAUUUUUGUGUUAGUGCUUUUCAUGUGGUUAUACACUAAACAGUAAAAAGUUGGUAGUAGGACUUGUAUUAAAUGUUAGUCCUUUGAGGUAAAGGUACUACGGUCCUGUGAGCAGCAGCAGAAGUUUUUUACAGACCAGAUGCAAGUUUGGAAAGGAACAUUGGUGUUUUAACCUGUCUAACAGUUAAAGCUAAUGCUUAUA
Messenger RNA from Egretta garzetta (little egret), 4639 nucleotides. It is a transcript of the gene HELQ, whose product is annotated as helicase, POLQ like. Bases 359 to 3349 code for a protein of 996 amino acids. Gene Ontology annotation, molecular function: ATP binding; nucleic acid binding. The record is from RefSeq and is a predicted model, not a curated record. Lineage: Eukaryota; Metazoa; Chordata; Aves; Pelecaniformes; Ardeidae. The transcript has 17 exons.